Messenger RNA from Ictidomys tridecemlineatus (thirteen-lined ground squirrel), 4936 nucleotides. It is a transcript of the gene Ppip5k1, whose product is annotated as diphosphoinositol pentakisphosphate kinase 1. The record is from RefSeq and is a predicted model, not a curated record. Gene Ontology annotation, cellular component: cytosol. Gene Ontology annotation, molecular function: inositol hexakisphosphate kinase activity; 5-diphosphoinositol pentakisphosphate 1-kinase activity. NCBI's taxonomy places the organism in Eukaryota, Metazoa, Chordata, Mammalia, Rodentia, Sciuridae. Gene Ontology annotation, biological process: inositol phosphate biosynthetic process; inositol metabolic process.
CGGGGAAAGAGGCCCAGCGGAGAGGCCUCUGUGUCAGCGCAGGGAGAAUGAGGCGGGGGCGAGUAAAGGCUAGAGAAGUCCGGAUGGGAGGGCGGUAUUCGUGAUCCCGAGCUCUGUGAGGAGAUGACGAAGGAGAGGGUCAGCGAGAGAGGAGAUGAGUGUAACGGGAUGAGUGGGUGUUCCGGCGGGGAUGUGGUCAUUGACGGCCAAUGAGGACGAGAGCACCACAGCUCACUUCUUCCUUGGAGCUGGAGAUGAGGGGCUGGGCACUCGUGGAACAGGCAUGAGGACAGAAGAGAGUGACAGUGAGCUCCUGGAGGACGAGGAGGAUGAAGUGCCUCCUGAACCUCAAAUCAUCGUUGGCAUUUGUGCCAUGACCAAGAAAUCCAAGUCUAAGCCAAUGACCCAAAUCCUAGAGCGACUCUGCAGAUUUGACUACCUGACCGUUAUCAUCCUGGGAGAAGAUGUUAUUCUCAAUGAACCUGUGGAAAACUGGCCAUCCUGCCACUGCCUCAUCUCUUUUCACUCUAAAGGCUUUCCUCUGGACAAAGCUGUUGCUUACUCCAAGCUUCGAAAUCCCUUUCUUAUCAAUGAUCUGGCCAUGCAGUAUUACAUCCAAGAUAGGAGAGAGGUGUACCGGAUCCUGCAGGAAGAAGGUAUCGAUCUGCCUCGAUAUGCCGUGCUCAACCGUGACCCUGCCCGGCCAGAAGAGUGCAACCUGAUAGAAGGUGAAGAUCAGGUAGAGGUCAAUGGAGCCGUCUUUCCUAAGCCCUUCGUGGAGAAGCCAGUGAGUGCAGAGGACCACAAUGUUUACAUCUAUUACCCCAGCUCUGCUGGAGGAGGAAGCCAGCGCCUCUUCCGUAAGAUUGGCAGCCGAAGCAGCGUUUACUCUCCUGAAAGCAGUGUCCGAAAGACAGGGUCAUACAUCUAUGAGGAGUUUAUGCCAACAGAUGGCACAGAUGUCAAGGUGUAUACAGUGGGGCCAGAUUAUGCCCAUGCUGAAGCUAGAAAAUCUCCAGCUUUGGAUGGAAAGGUUGAACGAGACAGUGAGGGGAAAGAGGUUCGAUAUCCAGUCAUGCUGACUGCCAUGGAAAAGCUGGUGGCCAGGAAGGUCUGCGUAGCUUUUAAGCAAACUGUUUGUGGAUUUGACCUUCUUCGUGCCAAUGGUCAUUCUUUUGUGUGUGAUGUCAAUGGCUUCAGUUUUGUCAAGAACUCAAUGAAGUACUAUGAUGACUGUGCCAAGAUUCUGGGAAACACCAUUAUGCGGGAACUUGCCCCACAGUUCCAGAUCCCAUGGUCCAUUCCCACAGAGGCUGAGGACAUUCCUAUUGUUCCCACCACAUCUGGCACUAUGAUGGAGCUUCGCUGUGUCAUUGCAAUUAUCCGUCAUGGGGAUCGUACCCCCAAACAGAAGAUGAAGAUGGAGGUGACACACCCAAGGUUUUUUACUCUAUUUGAAAAACAUGGUGGAUACAAGACAGGGAAAUUAAAACUCAAGCGACCUGAGCAGCUUCAGGAGGUCCUGGACAUCACAAGGCUGCUGUUGGCUGAACUAGAAAAAGAACCAAGUGGUGAGAUCGAGGAGAAGACUGGGAAGCUAGAGCAGCUGAAGUCCGUGUUGGAGAUGUAUGGUCACUUUUCAGGUAUCAACCGGAAGGUGCAGUUGACUUACUACCCUCAUGGAGUAAAAGCUUCUAAUGAGGGGCAAGAUUCACAGAGGGAGGUUCUUGCUCCAUCUUUGUUGCUGGUUCUGAAGUGGGGUGGAGAACUGACUCCUGAUGGCCGUGUUCAGGCUGAGGAGCUGGGGAGAGCUUUUCGCUGCAUGUACCCUGGAGGACAGGGUGAUUAUGCUGGCUUCCCUGGUUGUGGGCUGCUUCGUCUCCAUAGCACUUUCCGCCAUGACCUCAAGAUCUAUGCCUCUGAUGAGGGCCGUGUCCAGAUGACUGCUGCUGCCUUUGCCAAGGGCCUCCUGGCUCUAGAAGGAGAGCUGACACCCAUUUUGGUACAAAUGGUGAAGAGUGCCAACAUGAAUGGUCUCCUGGACAGUGAUGGUGAUUCCUUGAGCAGCUGCCAGCAUCGGGUGAAGGCUCGGCUGCACCACAUUUUGCAGCAGGAUGCACCCUUUGGCCCUGAAGACUAUGAUCAGCUGGCUCCCACAGGAAGCACUUCCCUCCUCAACUCCAUGACUAUCAUCCAGAAUCCUGUGAAAGUCUGUGAUCAGGUAUUUGCCCUGAUCGAAAACCUCACCCACCAGAUCCGUAAUCGGAUGCAGGACCCCAAGUCUGUAGACCUGCAGCUCUACCACAGUGAGACACUAGAGCUAAUGCUACAGCGUUGGAGCAAGCUGGAACGUGAUUUUCGACAGAAGAGUGGGCGCUAUGAUAUUAGUAAGAUCCCUGACAUCUAUGACUGUGUCAAGUAUGAUGUACAGCACAAUGGGAGUCUGGGACUUCAAGGCACAGCAGAGUUGCUUCGUCUGUCUAAGGCAUUGGCCGAUGUGGUCAUUCCUCAGGAGUACGGGAUCAGUCGGGAGGAGAAACUGGAAAUUGCUGUGGGCUUCUGUCUUCCACUGUUGCGGAAGAUACUACUUGACCUUCAGAGAACCCACGAGGAUGAGUCUGUCAACAAGCUGCAUCCCCUGUACUCCCGAGGAGUGCUCUCCCCAGGUCGCCACGUUCGAACACGGCUGUAUUUCACCAGUGAGAGUCACGUCCACUCUCUACUCAGUGUCUUCCGUUAUGGGGGACUUCUUGAUGAGACCCAGGAUGCACAAUGGCAGCGAGCUUUGGCUUAUCUUAGUGCCAUCUCAGAGCUCAACUACAUGACACAGAUUGUUAUCAUGCUUUAUGAGGACAACACACGGGACCCUUUAUCAGAGGAACGUUUCCAUGUGGAGCUGCAUUUCAGCCCUGGAGUAAAAGGCUUUGAGGAAGAAGGCAGUGCCCCAACUGGCUAUGGUUUCCGUCCAGCCUCUUCUGAGAAUGAGGAGAUAAAAACAGACGAAGGAAGCACGGAGAACCUGUGCCCAAGGAAGGCACCAGAUGAGCCAGAUCGGGCUUUGCAGACCUCACCACAGCCUUCUGAGGGCCCUGGCCUUCCAAGAAAAUCACCCCUCAUCCGUAACCGAAAAGCUGGUUCCAUGGAGGUCAUGAACAUGCAGUGCACGGGGAACCUGGACCUGAUCCCCUUGAGGGGACGGCGCCGCCGGAGGUCAGGAGACCUCCCCCGGCCUUCCCCAGCCAUCGGCCUACAGCCCCGGGCUGUGUCCACCACCCACCUGGCAUCCUGCACACAGGUGCUGUCUGAGACUUCGUCUUCAAGGCCUGGUGGCUAUCGGCUCUUUUCAUCUUCACGGCCACCAGCAGAGAUGAAACAGAGUGGCCUAGGCUCACAGUGCACAGGGCUGUUCAGCACCACGGUGCUGGGUGGCUCCUCCAGUGCCCCGAAUCUUCAGGACUACGCGCGCAGCCAUGGCAAAAAGCUACCACCUGCCAGUCUGAAGCACCGAGAUGAGCUCUUGUUUGUCCCGGCCGUAAAACGAUUUUCUGUGUCGUUUGCAAAGCAUCCGACUAACGAACUGCUAGAUGACCAGCACCCUGUGGUCCGGUUGCUGCGCAGUUUUUCCUCUGACUGCCCAGGGGGCCGGCCAGUCUCCUUGGAUGCCACGCUGGCGCAUCACCUGCACCAGUGCUCCUACCACCUGCGCCUCUUCCGGAACUGGCUGCGCUCAGGCCAGGAUGACCCCGAGUGCCUCUACGGAUUUGAAGGGUGCUCCAUGGUACCUACCAUUUACCCACUGGAAACACUGCAUAAUGCCCUUUCUUUGCGUCAAGUGAGUGAAUUCUUAAGUAGAGUCUGCCAACGCCAUACAGAUGCCCAGGCACAGGCAUCUGCAGCCCUCUUUGACUCUAUGCACAGCAACCAGGCCUCAGAUAGCCCAUUUUCCCCACCCCGUACUCUUCAUUCACCUCCCCUGCAACUUCGGCAGCGCUCUGAGAAGCCCCCUUGGUACAGCAGUGGCCCUUCCAGCACUGUGUCCAGUGCUGGUCCCUCCUCCCCUACUGCAGUGGAUGGCAACUCCCAUUUUGGCUUCAGUGAUCAAACCUCUCUAAAUGCAUAUGUGAUGGAAGAAAGUCAAGGCCUUGGGCUGUUCCAGGAGACGCAUGGAAAUGAAAUACUACAAGAGUUCCCCAUUGAAGGGCAACAAGAGCUUUCUGAACUACACCAGUCCCCACAGGAGCCUCCUGUGGGAACCAGCCAGCUAAGAGGCCAGGAAGUUGUUGAGAAGGUCAGCCAGCCAUGCCAGGUGAUCCCUGAUAUCAGCCAGCCAUGCCAGAAGAACCAAGAUACUCUUACCCACACAUGCCCACCAUGCCAGAAGGCCAGUGAACUAUGCCAGAAAGACUCUAAGGAAGUUUGCCAGCUUUGCCACAAGAACCAUGAUGAUGUGAGCCAGCCAUGUUGGGGGAUUUCUGUGGAGGUUGGCAGCCCACUCCAUAGGGUCUCUGUAGGGGUUGGCGGCCUGGUCCAGGAAACCCUUGAGGAAGUUGGCAGGCCAAUCCAAGAGAUCCCUGAAGAGAUCAGCCAGCCAUGCCAGGAGUUCUCUGUGGAGGUUGCCAAGUUGGCCCAGGAGGCUUUUGCAAUCAAUCUUUUGUCUCAAGACAUCCCUGAGGUUGAUAAGCCACUUCAGGAUCUCCCGGGGGAGACUAAUAUGCAGGCCCAGGAGAUCCCUGAGGAGGUUAGUCAGCAAUCUUGGGUGGUCCCUGAGGUGAUUGAUCAGCUGCCUAGAGAGGAUGCUCCCCAAAUGCAGUGUCUGUCUAGUGAUCUAAAGCCAGUCUCUAGCCCAUGACCAGCAUUCACUCCUUCCACCAGCAACAUGUAAUUGAUCAUUUUCUCAUUAUUGGUGUCACAUUAUACCAGCUAUUUGAGUCAGAAA